Exaiptasia diaphana is the source of this 3440-nucleotide messenger RNA. Its product is annotated as acid-sensing ion channel 2. The record is from RefSeq and is a predicted model, not a curated record. The transcript is spliced from 8 exons. The coding region runs from base 383 to 2086 and encodes 567 amino acids. Lineage: Eukaryota; Metazoa; Cnidaria; Anthozoa; Actiniaria; Aiptasiidae. Gene Ontology annotation, biological process: sodium ion transmembrane transport. Gene Ontology annotation, cellular component: membrane. Gene Ontology annotation, molecular function: ligand-gated sodium channel activity.
AGUGAUCAAGUUUUAAAUGAUAACUAACCCAGUUUUCUUGAAGAUUCGUCACGGCAACCACAACAAAAAUCUAYUAUGCCUACUUCAAAUUUUAGUCACCUUGACUAAGAAAUCAUAUUUAUCACAGAUGCGCGUAAAUCAAGAGUUUUUUUUAAUAUUUGACUAUCUAGUUAAACGGACAAUAAGCGAUAUGGACAGCUGUCGUCUUCCGUAUUCCUGCUAGAAGAGAAAUUGGUAUUGAUCAUAGAUUAACAGAUUGACCAACGUUAAUGAGAUUGACUUCAUGCCUGCAAUCUUAUACCUUAUAAUAAAAUGGAUGCCARUUGUCCACGAGCAGAUCAAAUAUAAAUUCCUUAAACUUUGUUUUGCAUUGUAACAGACGAUGUUGAGUCGAUUAAGUCCAUCUAGAGCUGAAGAAGGGACUCGUCCUCUAACCAUCGCUAGUUCAGUGUCGCGUAGUUCCAUCGAUAUGACUACACUUAACCACGCAGGAAAAGAWGAAGAAGAGCGGGAUGUUAAAAUCAUCAUCAAAGGAGUCGACGAUAAAGACACAGACCCUGAAAACAAUAUAUACGCGUUUUGUAACCAUUGUAAGAAGGACAUAUCGGUGGUGUAUAUGAAAUCAGAAGGCAAGCAUUCUAAUGUUGUUGAAUCGUUAUCUCCUCGCUGGCCCUUGUCGAACAACCACACUAGUGACUAUGUAGACAGCGACUAUGACAAAUGCCAAAAGGACAAUGAUUACGAAGGYUGCAAGAAACUCCUCGAUAAGAAGAAAAAGAAAAAGAAGAUACAAGAUUUGUGGGAGAAUUUCCUUGAGGGCUGCACAUUGCAUGGAUUUCAUUAUUGCUUCAGUGGUAACCCACCUUUAAGGCGACUAGUUUGGAUUGUACUGYUACUGGGUGCCUUUUCUUUAUUCUUUGAGAAAUGUAGCGAGAGUAUUAAUAGCUACUUCCAGUAUCCGUUUACUACAACUACAUUACUUGUAUAUAAUGAUAGUCUUCCAUUCCCCGCGAUAUCUUUAUGUAAUAGGAACGAUGCGCGUAUGUCUAGAAUUAAUGGUACCCUCAUGGACAGAGUAUUUCGYGCCAGACAAGGAAUGAAAGGCAGCAAUCCUGAAGAUUCGAAACUUCAAGCCAACAUAACAGGAGCCGUGAUGAACUCCACUUUAGCAAAUGCUAAACACGAACUUCAAGACAUGAUCAAGGAGUGCACAUGGCAACAAAAUGUCCCAUGUUCUUCGGGAAACUUCACCGAGUUUAAAACAGCCGAUGGCGAUUUUUGCUAUACUUUCAAUUCUGGGCAGAAUGGAAUUAAACUUAGAACUUCAGAAGUUGGGGCUAAAAAUGGCCUGCGCUUACUGAUUGACAUACAGCACCAUGAAUAUUACUAUGAUGURAAAAGCGCGGGAUUUUCUGUUAUACUCCACGACCAGGAAGAAACGCCGGUGAAGUUACAGGGAAUCUACGUACCGCCUGGCUUUGCUACCUAUAUGGAACUCAAAAGACAAAAGGUUACCAAUCUACCAUUUCCGUUCAAAACAAACUGUGGUAUGCCAAAGCUGAAAUACUUCGAUAGAUACACAAAGUCCAAGUGUUUCCUGGACAAACUCACCCAAUAUGUGGAUGCAAAGUGUAAAUGCAAAGUAUGGUUUAUGCCAGGUAAAGCGAAAAUGUGUGAUUUUGAAACAGCUCAGACAUGUGCUUGGCCUGCUUGGGCGUAUUUUGAGGAUCAAAAGCUGGAUAAAUGUCCGAUAGCUUGUCAAAGUGUCGAAUAUUCAGGGUCAAUGUCGUAUGCCAGGUUUCCUUCCAAUUCAUACGUCUCACUACUUUCCAAGAAAUAUGGUCUCAAGGGAACUCACAAAGAAAACAGAGAUUUUCUCAGAGAUAAUCUACUUGAGCUGCAUAUAUACUACGAAGACCUGACUUAUAAAGAUAUACAACAAGUACCAAGCUACGAUUUGUUUAGCCUCUUGGGUGAUGUUGGUGGUCAAAUCGGUCUGUUCCUUGGUGCUAGUUUGUUAACUAUCGUAGAAUACCUCGACCUAAUAGGAAUGAUUGCUUAUACCUCCUACAAAUACAGGAAUUAGCCAUAUCAUUGUACCGUAUAAGGGUGAUGCAGCCCGUGCCCCCCCCCCCCGGGUGAUGUAGUCUGUUUUUGCGCGCCGAUGAUCUCUAUCUUCAACGACAUCCUGUUUCGAUACCUGGUCAUCAUAGUUGCCUUAGUGAAYUGCCUUCAGUUCUAGUUCAUGGUCGCUUUUUGAGCUUAUUUCUGUUCUCAGUUUCUCAGUUAAAGACAAAUCUUAUGGAUACUAAAAGUGCUAGAGAGUGCUAAAACACAAAUUAAUGUGCAAUUAUAAUCGUCUCGAAAAACCAGUAGUAAUUAAUCUUCGACUAUCGUCAUAUUGCCUCGGUCCCAGGGAUGGCCUAAAGAAAACUGAGGAGCGCAUCCAGGAUUUUGCCAGGAAGGGUUAUACGACAUUAAAAGUUUAACUAGGCAGUAGCGCACUGUCGAACCUUAUUGCACUAGAGAGAGGCAUGAGAUCAACCUCUAAAGGGUGAAGACCAGGUGCAUUUUCUUUGAGUACAACUCCCUGAAUCUGUGCCAGUGAGGCCGGGCGCCACCAGUACUUAGCUACUAUACUAUAUCCUUAUCUUGGAUAGAAUUGUUAUAUAAUAUACUGCAUUAGAUGCUGGUAUUUUAUUCUGUAUAUUGUUUCAGUCUACUAAUCUGCUAGCGUUUGUAGCCAGGGUAAUUGCCAAGUAUCAAAAUACUCCAGUUUCAAAUUCUCUUUUGUGUGAAUGCGUCAAUCAAGCAUAAAUUUCCAAAGUCUUCUUUGUAGAAAGAGUGUUUGCUUUACAAUAAAUUAUCUGCUUAAUAAAAGAAUAUCUUACAUGCUGCACAAAUAAGAUCUCGAAACUGKAGUAUUUGGGCCUUUCGGUGAGUACCGGAAUAUAUUGUAUUGCGGUUAGGYUUGACGCCUCGGUCCAAUGCUUUGUUUGUGGUCCGGUACUAAUACAAGGAAACUCAAAUCUAGUACUGCUCUCUAUAUUAUAAACCCCGACCUGUAGAUCAGGUUUUACUUAUGCUACUUUAUACGGUCGCUAGUAGCAUAUAGAUCGAUUCACACUUUAAAAGUGUACAGCGUUCAUUGUUAAUAAACUCAUUUCGUGUGGAGUAUUUCUUUUCAUUAACGCCCUUCUUGAAGUGAAGAAAAAUAAUCAAAUUAUAGUAAUUAUAGAUGACAAAGUUAUAGUGCUAUGUACUUCAAACGGACAAAAAAGCGAGAUUAUAAUACCCGCUAAUUUGACACCAUAAAUUGUUGCUUUACUCGAGCCCUUGGAAAGGAAAAAUAACUUGUAACAAGAAAAAAAAAUAGUCAAACUAAACAUUAUGAAACGUGCUGCKGAAUACAUAAUAAUAAAAAUAUUUAAUGUCGUGAA